CGCCCCCACCACCUACAAAUAAAUCCCCCGGCAUUUCCCCGGCCUACCAGCCUCUCCCUCCCUCCCACCUCCCGCGAGCGCCCCCGAAUUCCAGGUGCUCGUGGCGGGGCGGUAGGUGGCGACGAUGGAGUUCAAGCUGGCCGCCAAGGCCGCGGCGGCGUCGCCCGCGCCCGCGCACGCGCACCGGGGAGAAGGAGCGCAGGGCAGGAGCCGCGUCGGCUUCGGGCUCGGCUCGGCGGCGACCGGGACCAAGGCGCUGCGCGCGACCGCCAACAACUCCGCGACCCCCGUGGCCAAGGAAGGGAGGGUUGAUCGAAGUGAAAUAUUGACACUGGAUAGCAUCAGACAAACUUUGAUUAGACUAGAAGACAGCAUCAUAUUCGGCCUCUUGGAGAGAGCCCAGUACCGUUACAAUGCUGAUACAUAUGAUAGCAAUUCUUUCCACAUGGAGGGUUUUGAAGGAUCUUUGGUUGAAUACAUAGUUAGAGAAACUGAAAAGCUACAUGCGCAGGUUGGGAGAUACAAGAGCCCAGAUGAGCACGCAUUCUUUCCAGAUGAUCUGCCUGAGCCGCGGUUGCCACCUAUGCAAUACCCAAAGGUUCUGCAUCCCGUUGCUGAUUCUAUUAACAUCAACAAAAAGAUUUGGAAGCUGUAUUUCGAUGAACUUCUUCCAAGGUUGGCGAAAGAAGGAAGCGAUGGCAAUUAUGGAUCCAGUGCUCUCUGUGACACGUCUCUCUUGCAGGCACUCUCUAAAAGAAUCCACUAUGGGAAGUUUGUGGCAGAGGCCAAGUUUCAAGAGUCCCCUGAAGCUUACAGGCCUGCCAUAAAAGCCCAGGACCCUGUUCAACUCAUGCAACUCCUCACAUACGAGACUGUGGAGCGUGCUAUCGAGCACAGGGUGGAAGCGAAGGCCAAGAUCUUCGGGCAAGAGGUGAACAUCGGCGCUGAGGCCAACGGCGCCCCACCGGUGUGCAAGAUCAACCCCAGCAUAGUCGCCGGGCUGUACAGGAGAAUCAUGCCGCUAACCAAGGAGGUUCAGGUCGCGUACUUGCUUGGGAGGCUGGAUUGAGUGUUGCUGCUUAUACCGCUCUAGACUCCGAGAUUCGAAUUCCCUGGCAUUAAAAAUAACUUGAAGCCAGAACGUCUGUAGGUAUCCGCUUUUGGGGAGGUUGGAGAAUAUACACCGUGUGUGGAGUUGUGGCAGGAACAUGCAGAAUCAUCAUGUGGAGUUUGUCGCGUACUCGCAUGUGCAUGUAGUGAGUACUGUUAACGCUUGAAUGCUGUAUGCAAAUACUGGGUCACUUUCGUUGGUGGGGGGUGCCUUUGUGAGCCGGAGGCCGAAUGGUUACUUCGAAAAAAGAAUGGUUCUCGGAAUUAAGGUGCUGGUUACGCUGUUUUACGGUCUUA
Molecule: messenger RNA, 1407 nt
Organism: Setaria italica (foxtail millet)
Lineage: Eukaryota; Viridiplantae; Streptophyta; Magnoliopsida; Poales; Poaceae
Product: chorismate mutase 3, chloroplastic
Exons: 6
Coding region: 125-1069 (314 amino acids)
Biological process (GO): aromatic amino acid biosynthetic process; chorismate metabolic process
Cellular component (GO): cytoplasm
Molecular function (GO): chorismate mutase activity
Source: RefSeq, a predicted model, not a curated record